This is a messenger RNA of Colletotrichum destructivum, 933 nucleotides long. Its product is annotated as Putative tetrapyrrole biosynthesis, uroporphyrinogen III synthase, uroporphyrinogen-III synthase. The record is from RefSeq and is a predicted model, not a curated record. Gene Ontology annotation, biological process: uroporphyrinogen III biosynthetic process. Gene Ontology annotation, cellular component: cytosol. The coding region runs from base 1 to 933 and encodes 310 amino acids. Lineage: Eukaryota; Fungi; Ascomycota; Sordariomycetes; Glomerellales; Glomerellaceae. Gene Ontology annotation, molecular function: uroporphyrinogen-III synthase activity. The transcript is spliced from 2 exons.
AUGGCCCAGAAAUCCUCAUCACCUUUACCGGCCAAGGUGCCAGUGCUUUUACUCAAGACAAAGUCUGCCCCGGGUGACUCGUAUGAGGACCUCUUCACUCUCGAAAACGAAGGGCCGGCCUUCGAGCCGGAAUUUGUCCCAGUCCUGCAUCACACCUUCCAAGAGCCUGGCAUGGCUGCAGUAAGGGAUGCAUUGCACCGUCGCAGGGUGAACAGUGGCGCAGAUGCAUCAUACGGCGGCCUGAUCUUUACAUCGCAGCGAGCCGUCGAGGCGUUUUCGAGCGUGGUUGCGGAGAAGAAGGGUGUCGACGAAAAGUGGCCUCAUCUUCAGGACGUGCCGGUAUACAGCGUCGGUCCGGCCACCACCCGAGCACUCAGGUCCGUCUCACAGGAGCCGCCGUUGCAGAUUUUUGGCGAGCAUACCGGCAACGGCGACGCCCUGGCCAAGUUCAUACUGGAACACUACGGCCAAUGGUAUCAGGGCCAGUCAAACAAGCCUCCUGUGCUGUUCCUCGUCGGCGAGCAGAGGCGGGAUAUCAUUCCCAAGACCCUCAUGGAUGCGAAUUUGCCGAGUGACCGGAGGGUCCAAGUGGAUGAAGUCGUCGUAUACGGAACGGGUGAGAUGGCAUCUUUCCCCCACGACUUUGCAAAAGCUCUCGAGGCCACCGAGGAUCGGCCGGCGCGCUGGGUCGUCGUGUUCUCGCCGACAGGCUGCGACAGUAUGCUGCGCGGUCUUGGGUUGCUGGAUGAGUCUACAGGCAGGGCCAAGAGGGACGGGCUCCAGGAGCGCAAGACGUUCAUUGCAACCAUUGGUCCGACAACAAGAGACUAUCUCAGACGCACGUUUGGCUGUGAGCCAGAUGUUUGUGCCGAGGAACCAAGUCCAGACGGCGUCAAACGUGGCAUUAUUCAAUUCAUGAAGAGGCACAUUUAA